This is a messenger RNA of Triticum dicoccoides, 2461 nucleotides long. RefSeq names its product metal transporter Nramp3. Gene Ontology annotation, molecular function: cadmium ion transmembrane transporter activity; manganese ion transmembrane transporter activity. Gene Ontology annotation, biological process: manganese ion transport; iron ion transmembrane transport. Gene Ontology annotation, cellular component: plasma membrane. The transcript is spliced from 14 exons. Bases 553 to 2199 code for a protein of 548 amino acids. Lineage: Eukaryota; Viridiplantae; Streptophyta; Magnoliopsida; Poales; Poaceae. The record is from RefSeq and is a predicted model, not a curated record.
ACGGGACUCCACUCGGCGACUCCUGUUCUGUCUGUCAGGAGACGUGAGGGCGCAGAGCAGGAGAAGACGAGGUAAGAAGAGGCGGCGACGUCUCCGCCCUUCUCCCCCACGCCGCCGCCGCCGCCGCCGCCGCCCAACCGCCCGAAGUCAGGCCGUCCAAUUUGCGCCGACGAAUAUAUAUCCCCGUCUAAAGCAGAUGUCUCUGGCUGAGGCCUCAGAGCGUCGUCCCAAUUGCCAGAUCAAGAUUGGUUGAAAUGGCCACUUUUGUGUACACACACACUAUGCAGUAUACUAGUAUAAGUAUAUAUCUUUUCUGCAGUCCACUGUUCCCAGGUCUUGAUGUUCGUUUACCUUAUCUUCUCGUGUUAGUGGCUAUGGUCCUUACAAGUGCAAUCCUACUGCUGGGAAGAUUUCUUACGCCUCCGCUGGGCAUAUUCUUUAUGUACUUAAGCGAGCGAGAUAGCGCCAUUGCAAAGCGUACCUAUAAAUAACCGCCCCUUGUGUUGUGCUUGCAGCUCAUCGGCUUCAGGGUGUCAUUGGGAGAGAGUGAGCAUGAGUGGCCCGAGGCAAGGCUCGUCGCAGCCGCAGUUUAUGACUAGCGUCGGGCAGAACAAUAACCUCUCGAAUGGACCGGGGACUCCUCUCAUUGACAGCAUAGAUGUUGAUCAGAUUGUUAUCCCUGAGAAAAAUAGCUGGAAGAACUUAUUUUCAUACAUAGGGCCCGGUUUUCUCGUCUCUAUCGCGUAUAUUGAUCCUGGCAAUUUUGAGACGGACCUACAGGCUGGAGCACAAUACAAAUAUGAGCUUCUUUGGAUCAUACUUAUCGCGUCAUGUGCUGCACUUGUCAUUCAAUCACUUGCAGCCAGCCUUGGGGUUGUGACUGGGAAGCAUCUUGCUGAGCACUGCAGGGCUGAAUAUCCCAAGGUCACAAAUUUCAUCUUAUGGAUUCUUGCAGAACUGGCUGUAGUUGCGUGCGACAUUCCUGAAGUAAUUGGAACCGCUUUCGCUUUGAACAUGCUCUUCAAAAUUCCGAUAUGGUGUGGUGUUCUCAUAACUGGGCUCAGCACUCUGAUGCUCCUGUUCCUGCAACAAUAUGGGGUCCGUAAACUGGAAUUUCUGAUAGCAUUUUUGGUAUUCUUGAUAGCAACUUGCUUCUUAGUUGAACUUGGGUAUUCUAAACCAAAUUCUUCAGAAGUUGUGCGAGGCCUUUUUGUUCCUGAAAUUAAAGGAGAUGGAGCUACAGGUCUUGCUAUCUCACUACUUGGUGCUAUGGUGAUGCCGCACAAUCUUUUUCUCCACUCAGCAUUGGUACUAUCAAGAAAAGUACCACGAUCAGUUCAUGGGAUCAAAGAGGCCUGUAGAUUCUAUAUGAUUGAAAGUGCAUUUGCCCUCACAGUAGCCUUUCUGAUCAACAUCUCUAUCAUAUCUGUUAGUGGUGCUGUUUGCAGUGCAGAUAAUUUGAACCCUGAAGACCGGAUGAAUUGCAAUGAUCUAGAUCUUAACAAAGCUUCAUUCUUGUUAAAGAAUGUCCUCGGAAAUUGGAGCUCAAAGGUGUUCGCUAUUGCCUUAUUGGCAUCUGGCCAGAGUUCUACGAUUACAGGAACUUAUGCAGGACAAUAUGUCAUGCAGGGGUUUCUGGAUCUUCGGAUGACACCCUGGUUACGAAACCUUCUAACUAGGUCCCUGGCAAUUGUGCCUAGUCUGAUUGUGUCACUAAUUGGCGGUUCCUCAGCAGCUGGGAAGUUGAUUAUCAUUGCAUCAAUGAUCCUGUCAUUUGAACUUCCUUUUGCUCUGGUACCGCUCCUUAAAUUCACCAGCAGCAAAACAAAGAUGGGGCCACACACAAAUUCAAGAUUCAUUUCCGUGCUCACAUGGGCGAUCGGCUCCUUCAUCAUGGUCAUCAACAUCUACUUCCUGAUAACGAGCUUCGUCAGGCUGCUUCUUCACAGCGGACUAUCCACCGUCUCCCAGGUGUUCUCCGGGAUAUUUGGGUUCCUCGGCAUGCUGAUAUACAUCGCCGCGAUCCUCUACCUCGUCUUCAGGAAGAACAGGAAGUGUACCUUGCCGUUGCUCGAGAGCGACGCGAAGCUUGGGGACGCAGGCCACACCGAGGGAGAAGGUUCUCUGGGUCAUCUUCCGCGAGAGGACAUCUCCAGCAUGCAGCUUCCUCAUCAGCGCCCUGCGUCUGAUUUGGACUAGCCGAAGUAGCCGCAGCGAGGAAACUAGAUAUGUUUCUGGUCAUGGUGAUGAUGCAGUAGCUGCAUAACUGAAGAAGUUAGGUGUCAUCCGGUAUAGAUGUAGAUAACCGAAGUGAUUUUAUAGUGGCCGAAUUAAAAUCUUUCUUGCGGAAAUGGAUAGUUGGUAUAGUUGCCAAUAACUUUCGAUGGUACUAUCGAUUGGAGACAAGUGGGUCUAUAUUAUAUCUAGAAAGAGAAAAAGAAUGAAUUUCAUCUGCUCGCGA